Molecule: messenger RNA, 639 nt
Organism: Phacochoerus africanus (Common warthog)
Lineage: Eukaryota; Metazoa; Chordata; Mammalia; Artiodactyla; Suidae
Product: cardiotrophin-2
Exons: 3
Coding region: 1-639 (212 amino acids)
Source: RefSeq, a predicted model, not a curated record
AUGGCGGAAGAGGGGCGGACACCUGACUACUGGUCGAUCUUAGCCCCCCUCUGCCUGCUGACCCUGCUGCUGCCACCCCUCAGUCCGGGGGCCCCCAUCUCCCCAGCUGAGCCCAUCAGUCAAGCCUACAGCCUGGCGCUGUACAUGCAGAAGAAUACUUCAGCACUGCUGCAGACGUACCUCCAGUACCAAGGCAGCCCCUUUAGUGACCCUGGCUUCUCAGCCCCUGAGCUCCAGCUCAGCAGCCUGCCUCCUGCUGCUGUCUCCUUCAAGACCUGGCAUGCCCUGGAUGAUGAGGAGCGUCUGAGCCGUGCCCAGGGGGCCUUCCUGGCCUUGACCCAGCAUCUCCAGCUCGUGGGGGAUGAUCAGAGCGACCUGAACCCUGGCAGUCCCAUCCUGCUGGCUCAGCUCGGGGCUGCAAGACUCAGGGCCCAAGGCCUACUGGGCAAUAUGGCUGCCAUCAUGACGGCCCUGGGCCUGCCCAUCCCCCCAGAAGAGGACACUCUUGGGCUUGUCCCCUUUGGGGCCUCUGCCUUCGAGAGGAAAUGUCGAGGCUAUGUAGUAACUCGAGAAUAUGGCCAUUGGACAGACCGAGCUGUGAGGGAUUUGGCUCUGCUCAAGGCCAAAUACCCUGGAUAG